Molecule: messenger RNA, 1865 nt
Organism: Ciona intestinalis (vase tunicate)
Lineage: Eukaryota; Metazoa; Chordata; Ascidiacea; Phlebobranchia; Cionidae
Source: RefSeq, a predicted model, not a curated record
AAAACUUAAGUUUAAUACAAACUCAUUGAGUAUUUAUGCCUUUCCCGGCAGUAAGAAAACAGCUUACUAUCAAAAAAGCGUACAAGUUAUACCAUGGUGUUUUAAUUGAACGUAGGAAUGUCCUCUGGUUCGCAUGAAUGGCUUAGUGUUUCCACAACAAUCAGCUAAGUUUACACACAAUAGUAUCACUGCCACAAGCACGCUCGCUUUGUGAUUGUGUGUACUGUACUUACAAACAGAGCUCUCUGCUUUCAGUCAAUCGCUGUGGUUAUGGAGGUAAUGUAUCUUUAUUUAGCAUAAAAGCAAGCAUAUAUGCGUACUAUAAGAAAAUAGAGCGUACAUGGUGUAUACAGUUUACUUACGAUUAAUUUAAAUAAAGCACAGCAGUAUUUUAAACUGAGUAUUGGUUGUGUUUCGUCUUACGAGACGAAAUGCUUUCUUUCGUCGCAACAGAUUAAGUAACAGUUUCGUACGGUUGAAAUCACUCCUAAGCCAUACGUCGUACACCAACAAUAAAAAUUCUGUAGAGAAUUCAUUUCUUUACCUUUUCAAAUCCAAUUAGCGAAGCAAAAAGAGAUAGAAUUGCUAUUAUCUUAAUAUGUCUACAUCACUGGCUAUACAACCAGCCUAUCCAGGCAGUAAAGCUGAACGAAGUAAAGCGAAUCCUGACAGAACAAUUUUCGGAACAACACUCGAUAAUUAUGGUCGAUGUUGGAACUUAUUAAAAGACCCAAAAGUUCAAGAAAGCAGUGAUAAAUUUUACUUCGAAAAACUUGGACGAAGGUGGAUACCAAGGUCCGCUAACAGCCAACGUAUUCAUAACAGCGGUUGGGGACUGACAGACUACACCCAACCAGAGAUAGCAGAAGAAUUCGUGCGUCAUUACGACCUCAGAAACUGCUGGAGUGCCGCAUCUAAUACAGAGGACCGAUUACCAGAACUGCCUACGUCUCCUUACUUAGAAAAACGCGGUAACUUGGUUCCUAGCAGCGCAUGUUCUAAGUACUUUCAGCGUUGCAGGAAAAGGACAAUGUCAGCACCAAACGAGAAAACGCGUCGGCCUGUGCGCAAAAUACCGAAAUUUCGCUUGCCGCCAAACACUUUCAACCCUAUGCGACUGUCGAGCUUAAAAAUUACUGAAACUGGAGCUAAGGAUCUCAUCAAUGCUAAAAACGUGAACGAGAUUGGGUUAGACGGCACCCUUCAGUUUAACCACCAAGCUCACCAACAGCGACAAGUUGCUCCCAUGUUUUACAAGCACCAUGGGAGUGCUCUUACCUUUGGCCAAUACUUCAGCAAUUCUACCACGAAUAAAGACGUUACUGCGCCCGGAGGUUACUAUAGAAUGGACACAGCGGACUUGCAAACAUUUAAAGCAGUUGGCAAGGCAGACUAUCGACCAACUGAAGCGACAAUUCAACACAAACAACCAAGAAAAGAACAUUCGGCCAUGUCUUCUACGGAUUUGAAAAUCACUCCUUCCGAAAUUCCACUUAAUAUUCGGCACAAGUUUGGAAGCUCAAACAUUAAAAGGUUGCUCAAUGAAAACCACGAAGAGUUUCUCCGACAUGUUGCUUCUGUACAGGUAUGUGCCGUUUUACAAAGAGAAGCCGAAUUAAAUCAUUCAGGAAUGGUCCCAGCACGUAAAACGGUAAAGGAAUUGAACCACCCGAUCAACCCACCAGUCAGAUACUUCACCAACUACGGAGGAAAUCUAAAAUACGACGAAUUCGAAGGUGGACUUCAUCUUUAUAUAAAGUGAAGACAGUGCUAUGCAGAAAAGGCUCCAAAUAGCGGUAUAUAGAGAUUCAAUUAAACCCAGUAUUAAAAAAUUUCAAACUGAAAUAAAUUUAAAAAACUUGCAA